This is a messenger RNA of Drosophila kikkawai, 1681 nucleotides long. RefSeq lists its product as uncharacterized. The record is from RefSeq and is a predicted model, not a curated record. Gene Ontology annotation, molecular function: serine-type endopeptidase activity. NCBI's taxonomy places the organism in Eukaryota, Metazoa, Arthropoda, Insecta, Diptera, Drosophilidae. Gene Ontology annotation, biological process: proteolysis.
ACACAUCACCAGUCAUCAGGCCUGCUGACGUCGAUGGAGAAAGCCUCAAAGAGAUAACGAUGAUUUCUGAGAAAUAAAGCGCUGAUAAGCACUUCUGUGCCCUCAGUCUUCGGGCUUCAGAUUCUGUGCAGCAUUACUUUCGAACCUUUUGUGCGAUGAAGACGUCUUUAGCUGGGAUCGCUUGCUUUGCCUGGCUCAUCAUUCUGAACCUAAGCCACCGGGGAGAUGCCCAAUUUUUAGAUGAGAGUUGCAGGACUUCUGCACCCAGCAAAGAUGGCGCCUGGACCGUAGUCCUUCGUAAUGAAACGCACUCAGUGUGUGCCGGUUCCCUGAUCCACAGGCGAUUUGUCUUGACAUCGGCGCAAUGCAUAGAAGACCAGAGUUCCUUAAUCGUGAUGCUGGGAGCUAAUAACUUACGGCAUCCCGCCUCUCAGGUUGCUGUCGAAGAAGCCUUUAUCCAUCGUUCAUACUCCAGGGAAAGUGGACUGAAUAAUAUUGCCUUGGUGAUGCUUGUGAACAGUGUCACCUACACCGACCGCAUUCGACCCAUCUGCAUUCUGCGAAAUGCGACACUACAGAAUGGGCCUGAAAUAGUUCAGACUUUCAAUACGUUUGGUUGGGGAUUUGGAACGGGCCGAAGAAUAAGUAACACCCUUGUAGAGGUCGCCAUCAAGCGCUUCAAUCAAAUCUACUGCGGAAGGGACCCGGAGCAGUCAACUUUUUGCGGGGGCCCCUCAUUAGAAAGCACCUGUGGUGGAGAUAUCGGAGGUCCCCUGUCCAAAUAUGUUACCUUGCAGAAUCAGGAGAUGCAGCCAGUACAGCUUGGCAUAGUAAGCAUUGGCCUACAAAAAUGCGGAGGAGUCCGAUAUUAUACCGAUGUGACAAGCUACGCUGACUGGAUUGAGAGAUUUAUUCGAGCCUAUGACGAGCCACAAGAAUCACAAGAAUCACAAGAUGCCCCAAUUCAGCCGGCUGAGGAGACGCGGCUUUACGAGGACUGUGGUGAAGCAUACCUGACGGCAAACAUUUAUGGACCCGACUUUAUGGCCAAGGGCGUAAUGAUUACUCACCGCUUUGUUCUCACAACUGCCAGCAAUUUGACCGUAGAUGUCUCUUUUCUGCGAGUUGGUGUGGAGGGAUUUAGGCAUUUUCAAGAAAUGGCAAUCGACUUGGUUUACCAUCAUCCGGAAAUCUACAAAACUGAUUUGGCAUUGCUCAAGCUGAGCAGUGAGUUGAUUCCUGAAAAUGUAAUGAAGCCAAUCUGUAUCCUUAGAGGACCUUCUAUGGAGCAAUCUCGGCCUCAGCUCACCGUCCUAGACGUUGAGCGAAAUGAAACAGGCUUAACCUCCACUUUUAAGACUGUCUUACCCGUUGAGAGACAAAGGUGCUCUGCCAAUUUGAGGAAAACGAUCCAGUCGACUGAAAUUUGUAUCCCAACUCCUCAAAGACUUAAACAGGUCUUUGGAAUUCGCGGCAAUGUUGUUUCUCAAAAGGUUGUGAUCCCGGGCAAUAAUGCUCCAAUACAUUCUCUAUAUGGCAUAGUCAAAUACUCAAAGCGUGGGCUAAACGUUAUUACAAACGUUGCCCCACACACGAACUGGAUUGCUACGAUUCUAAAUGAGAACUCUGAGUGAAAAUACAUAAUUUAAAUGUUGAAUAUAUCGCAAUGCAUCGUGAAUUA